Syzygium oleosum is the source of this 982-nucleotide messenger RNA. RefSeq names its product bifunctional bis(5'-adenosyl)-triphosphatase/adenylylsulfatase FHIT-like. The coding region runs from base 252 to 725 and encodes 157 amino acids. Gene Ontology annotation, molecular function: catalytic activity. NCBI's taxonomy places the organism in Eukaryota, Viridiplantae, Streptophyta, Magnoliopsida, Myrtales, Myrtaceae. The record is from RefSeq and is a predicted model, not a curated record. The transcript is spliced from 6 exons.
AUUUGGAGUUAAUCAGAUGGACCGUUUAGAUUUUGUUUACCAAACACUUGGUACUUCUUGCACCGGCAUCCCUUGCUCUACUGCUUUGUCAUCUUCGUGUCAAAGCCCCAAUCAUCUCCUUCUUCUUGAUUCGACUGUCCGACCCAGUCUCUGCUGCUCUCUUCCGGUUCCAGGUUGUUGCUGCUCGUCCCCAGUCGUCGUCGAUCGACGGGGCUCCGAGGAUUCACCACGUUCAAGUCCAAGGUUGCAGUAUGGCAUCGGAGGCUUUCGCUUUUGGACCUUACAAGAUCGACCCUGCGGAAGUAUUUUACACCUCCUCCCUGUCCUUUGCCAUGGUCAAUUUGCGUCCUGUUCUUCCCGGUCAUGUGCUCAUCUGCCCAAGACGGGAAGUAAAGCGCUUUGUUGAUCUUAGUGCUGAUGAGACUACUGAUCUAUGGCUUACUGCAAAGAAAGUUGGUGGUCAGUUGGAACACUACCACAAAGCAUCAUCUCUGACUUUUACAAUUCAAGAUGGGCCGCAAGCUGGACAGACUGUGCCCCAUGUUCACAUUCAUAUUCUCCCUCGCAAGGCUGGUGAUUUUAAGGAGAAUGAUGAGAUCUAUGAUGCUAUAGAUGAGAAGGAGAAGGAACUGAAGCAAAAGCUCAACUUAGAUAAGGAAAGAAAAGAUCGGAGCUUUGAGGAAUUGGCCCAGGAAGCAGGGGAAUACAGAAAGCUUUUCCUAUGAGACGGGCACUUGGAUCGGGCAGGAUGGCUUGUUGUCUCAGUCGAUGCUUAUCCUUGUGAACGAUCCGCCAUUAGUUUUAAGGUGCAUGCAUUAUUGUCACUCAACUGGAAGGAACAUUCAUUUGCUUGCUAUUUGGCUUAAAAUGUUUUCUGAAUGAUUUUAGCAAUUUGGGAAGGUGAUGUAACUAGUCGCAGCAAUUAUGAAAUAGCUGAUUAUACUUGUAUGAAUAGAUGUUCUUAAUCUUAUCUUUGAAACCA